This is a messenger RNA of Gymnodraco acuticeps, 2111 nucleotides long. RefSeq names its product glycoprotein-N-acetylgalactosamine 3-beta-galactosyltransferase 1-like. Gene Ontology annotation, molecular function: N-acetylgalactosaminide beta-1,3-galactosyltransferase activity. Gene Ontology annotation, cellular component: membrane. Lineage: Eukaryota; Metazoa; Chordata; Actinopteri; Perciformes; Bathydraconidae. The record is from RefSeq and is a predicted model, not a curated record.
UUACAAACCAAACACCAGCGGAUAAAUCCAACGGCACCAUUCGGAUAUUGUGCUGGAUUAUGACGAUGCCCAAAUACCUGGAAACUCGAACCCAGCACGUGAGAGCGACCUGGGCGAAACACUGCGACCGAGUUCUGUACAUGAGCUCCACAUCCACAGAUUUCCCCACCGUGGGGCUGAACGUGAGCGAGGGGAGGGAAAACCUGUACUGGAAGACCAUCAGAGCGUUCCAGUUCCUCCACCAGCACCACAUGCACGAUAUGGACUGGUUUAUGAAGGCGGACGACGACACUUUCGUGGUGAUGGAGAAUCUGCGCCACACGUUGUCCCGGUUCGAUACGGAGAAGCCGUGGUAUUUGGGAAGACGCUUUACCCCGUUCAUCAAAAAAGGCUACAUGAGCGGAGGAGCCGGAUAUGUGCUCAGUAAAGAAGCUGUGAGACGCUUUAUCACGGGGUUCCAGACGGGGAAAUGCACACACUUUUCUGACAUAGAGGACAUGGCUCUGGGGAAAUGUAUGGAGACGAUGGAGGUGGAGCUGGGAGACACCAGAGAUGAGAAGGGAAGACAAACCUUUCACCCGUUUCCUCUGGACCAUUACGUCCUCAGGACUCCUCCGAGAAGAAGGCCCUGGUAUAUGAUCUACGACUUCUAUACUCCAAUAGAGGGUCCGGGUUGCUGCUCAGAUUUUGCCAUUUCCUUUCAUUACAUCCACCCCCCACAGAUGUACGUUCUGGAGUAUCUGACGCACCAUCUGAGGGCCUACGGAUACAGAUACAGAUAUCAUCCGGACGACAAAACUAAAUCCAACACCACAGAACAUGUUGAGGUGCAGAGUUCAACGUAACUUGCUUUCAUCGUGAGAUCUUCCAGUCAUUUCUAACUAAGCAUCUAUUGCACGUCUGUCCGUCCUGGGAGAGGGAUCCCUCCUCUGUUGCUCUCCCUGAGGUUUCUCCCAUGUUCCUUUAAACUGUGGGUUUUCUCCGGAAGUGUUUCCUUGUACGAUGUGAGGGUCUAAGGACAGAGGGUCUAAGGACAGAGGGUCUAAGGACAAAGGGUCUAAGGACAAAGGGUCUAAGGACAGAGGGUCUGAGGACAGAGGGUCUAAGGACAGAGGGUCUAAGGACAGAGCGUGUCGUAUUGUCACACUGAUAUUCUGUACAAUCUGUGCUGUUGUAUUUGCUGUAAAGUGUCUCUACUGUAGGUUAUUUUUUUAUUUUAUGUUCAGCACUUUGGCUCCACCAAAAAUCGUAAAAAAAUGUGUUGUAUAAAUAAAACUUGAUUUGAUAAAAGGUUGUAUUUGAAGGCCUUAUUUGAACCCAUUGAUGCUGUAGAGCAGGGGUGUCCAAACUACGGCCCGGGGGCCAGAUGCGGCCCGCAGACCAUUUUGAAUCGGCCCUCAGAAAAUUCAAAAGGUAUAAUGGAGUAUGGUCCACAGAUGAAACGUGUGCUUGUUUUAUAUUGCUUCUUCAAUAUGUUAAGGUAUCACACGUAUUCACGUGUUAAAAAGCCCACUUUCCAAAUACAUUCACUCAAUUCCACUUGACAUUUUUUUUUUAACAAAUCUUAGUUGAUGAGAAAAAUCCCAUUAUCUUAUUUUCACAACAAGCUUGAAAUAGAGCCUUCCUUUUCCUCUUCAUCAAUCUGAAGCUUCUGUGUUAAGGAAUGAGCUGCUAACAGGAUGAAUGAAACCGUAUGGAGAGCUGAGAUGAAGCCGGUUUCACUAUCAGGCACAAGUUCCCUGCAUUUGAUUGAUUGUGCUAACUUGUAACUGAACUUAAAGGCGAUAUUAAUCACCUCUAGUGAGCGGCCCAGCACUUCGUACAUCUUUCUGUAUUUGGCCUUCGGACAAAUAGCUUUGGACCCCCCUGCUGUAGAUGAACGUUAGUCACAAUCCAUGCUUCAUCUGUUUCUGACAGGAGCCUUUGGUUCAUCCUUUUUAAAACGACACCAUGCCCCUUAUUGCAAUGUUUUUAUGUGUGUGAGAAUUGAGACACAGUAGGAUUAGCAGGACUGAGACCCAUGAGCAAGAGCCAAAAGAGUUGUGUGAAUAUCAUGAAAUAUGAUUCUGUGUUCAAACUGCGUGGUGCUGUUGUAAACUGUGGGGGGUGGG